GAAUUUAGGACCAGAAUGCAGACGACCAGAAGAGUCACAGAAAGUCUGACCAGGCUUCAGGGGAGCGGGGCUGAGGGUCGACGGUGCUGGGCAGGCGCAGGCAGAGAGGCAGGACCAACCACUUGUUGUGGUGGCGCAACAAUUGGUCCCCCCCCCCACACACACACACACACUUCACAGGGUAGUUCCCAGUUUCAGAUCCGGAUAAAAGCGUCGCAGGCGGCGCGCCCAGUGCGCACAAACCAGCAGAGAGACCGGAGAGGGACGAUGAAGCUCCGCGCAAAGCAGACCGUCCUCCUCCUAGUGACCGUUGUCAGUGUGCGCGCGGCCGCAGACCGACAUGCGCCAGAAAUCCACACGGAGCUCGGGAGCCUGAGCGGUGAAUAUCUGAGUGUGAAAGGGGGGAUUGGAGUCGAUUCCUACCUGGGUGUCCCGUUUGCCAAGCCACCAGUAGGCCCCACUCUGAGACUGGCUGCACCUCAGCCUGUAGAGAGAUGGGAAGGAGUGAGAGAUGCCACCAAGCAGCCACCCAUGUGUGUCCAGAAUAAACAGCUUUCCCUAGAUCUGCUUGCACUAGCUGGUUUCGUGUUCCAAGAUAUUCCAGACCUUUCCGAAGACUGCCUCUACCUCAACAUUUACAGUCCUGCAAGCAGAGCUCGCGAUGCUAAGCUGCCAGUCAUGGUCUGGAUCCAUGGUGGAGGGUUUUAUAUGGGGGCUGCUUCAAUGUAUGAUGGCUCCGCCCUGGCUGCUUACCAGGAUGUAGUUGUGGUUGUGAUCCAGUACCGCUUGGGACUUCUGGGAUUCCUCAGCACUGGAGAUGAGCACAUGUCUGGUAACUUUGGAAUGCUGGACCAGGUGGAAGCUCUGAGGUGGAUCCAGCAGCACAUUCACAACUUUGGUGGAGACCCAGAUUUAGUGACGGUAUUUGGGGAGUCUGCUGGUGGAGUGAGCGUAUCACUCCUGCUUCUCUCACCGUUGUCCGAUGGCCUGAUCCAUCGCGCCAUUGCUGAAAGUGGCACUGCUGCAAUGGACGCACUUGUUUUAAAUAAUCCUCUACAAUUGGCACAGAUUGUAGCAAACAUGUCUGGCUGUAGUCUGGAAAGCACUGAGAAGAUCGCCCAUUGCAUGAAAAACCUUGACGUUGAUACUUUUGAGUCUUUUGGGAAGGAUACACAAUUAAGAGUAGGCGUAAAUCUGGACGGACACUUCCUGACGAAACCUGUGAAUGAGCUUUUCCACAAACACGAACUUCGCACUGUGCCGUUCAUGACUGGUGUUAAUAAUGAUGAAGGGGGCUGGUUACUUCCUAAUUUUAUGGCUCCUCCAAACUGGACGGAGGGGGUGGAUCGUGAGCAGGUCGUCAACAUGCUGUCCAUAUUCUACAAUGAUCCCAAAGACGCGAUCAUCGUAGAUUUGCUCACAGAUGAGUACAUUGGAACUGGUGAAGAUCGUGUGAAGAACAGAAAUGGAUUAACUGAGCUGAUAGGAGAUAUUCUAUUUACCAUUCCAGCUAUAAAGACUGCUAAUGCCCACAGAGAUGGAGGCGCCCCUGUAUUCCUGUAUGAGUACCAGCAUGCUCCCAGCUUCCUGCAGGCAAAAAGGCCAAGCUUUGUCAGGAGUGACCAUGGAGAUGAAAUCAUCACAGUACUUGGGCUUUGUCUCACUACUACCCAUGUCACAUUCACAGACCAGUGUCUUGAAGAGGAGGUACAACUUAGCAAAAUCUUGAUGAGCUACUGGGGCAACUUUGCUCGCACAGGUUCUCCUAAUGGGAACGGCCUUGUCCACUGGCCCAAGUAUGGAGCAGAGGAAGAGUACCUGGCAAUUGCACUGAAGGAGCAGGUAACUGGUCAACACCUGAAGCAGGACCGGUUUGUCUUCCUGACUCAGACCAUCCCAGAGAAGGUCCAACAACGACGAGAGAAAACGGAGCACUCCGAGCUGUAGAAAAGUCGUCUCUCCUUUCUCCACUCCGUCUGUGAGACAUUUGUGAAACUAAUGGGAGAAUAAAAAUGACAUUUUUAACCAACUGAAAAA
Scophthalmus maximus (turbot) is the source of this 2037-nucleotide messenger RNA. It is a transcript of the gene ces2b, whose product is annotated as carboxylesterase 2b. Lineage: Eukaryota; Metazoa; Chordata; Actinopteri; Pleuronectiformes; Scophthalmidae. The record is from RefSeq and is a predicted model, not a curated record. The transcript has 14 exons. The coding region runs from base 16 to 1947 and encodes 643 amino acids.